This is a messenger RNA of Trematosphaeria pertusa, 1173 nucleotides long. RefSeq lists its product as uncharacterized. Lineage: Eukaryota; Fungi; Ascomycota; Dothideomycetes; Pleosporales; Trematosphaeriaceae. The coding region runs from base 1 to 852 and encodes 283 amino acids. The record is from RefSeq and is a predicted model, not a curated record. The transcript has a single exon.
AUGCACUCCCGGGGACGCACUGGCCGGCGGGGCUCGAGUACAGUAUCUGCUGGCCGAGCGCCCUGCGCAACACCACGCCGGCGUGGGCGAACAAGGGCGAAUGGGCGCGGCCCACUUCCCCUUUCGUCGGAGGGGAGGCAUCGCGAUAUUCCCCGGCCAAUGGCGGACACAGACAGUCUCAGCAGGUCCACCAUGGCAAUAGAGAUCAGAGGCUUUGUGGCGGAGCUUAUCGGCGCGCCAUGCCGGCUGGCCUUCGCGCGCACCAUUAUUGAAUUGCGAAAAAGCCGCACGGCGCCGAAGAUUGAGGGAGUGGAAGGAGGCCGAAGCGGGCGGGCGUCGACGUCUGAGGAGGCCGUUUUCGUCACGAUGCUUUGGACGGGCGGCGAGGCGAGGACAGCGAGAGGCGGGCUACGCGGCACGCAGGGGUUGCGCGCACGUGGGCAGCAGGGUUCUCGGGCCCGCGCUAGCCCGCUCUGGGAUGUGGGGCCAGCGCGACCCCUCCAGCACCCGUGGACCUCCAGGGCUGGUAUCCCAUCCCAUCCUAUCCCAUCCCAUCCCAUCCCAUCCGCCGUCCGCCGUCCGCCCUCCGUCCUGCGCAGCGCUCUGCAGAGCGACCACCACGCGGCAGGCCUCUGGUGCUGCUGCAGCGGCCCCUUGGCGACGCAAGAUACGGCGCCCUCCUGCAGCGCGACUGCGAGCUGCUGGCCUGAGCAAAAUGCCAAUCCCCCUUCUCGACGCCGGCCAGGGACCUGUCGAUCAUAUUGGGGGGCACGCAACAACGCCGGCCCAAAGCGUCCCUACCGGCUCUUGGCUCAUCUCUCUUGUGUAGUCGGGCUGGGGGCAUUCCCGUAAUCGUUUGAUGGACCUUUAUGCGAUCACCUCUGCCUGGCCGCAAGCGGGAGACGCUGAAGCCGUGCCUCUCCGGACGCCUUGGUGCCCCCAUCUCCCUCUCCGCGCCCAGUCUCAAAUUCUCUGUCUGCGACAUGGGCCGGUGCGCUAUGGGCCACCGCGGAGCACGCCGCAGUAGAGCCAAUAAACAAAGUGUUUCAAGAUUGUGCUGCACUUGCAGUGUUCGCUGCUCGGGGUGCCUGCAGCGAGCUGCAGGUGGGAGGCACCGUACAGUACGCAGGCCUAACGCUCCGCGCUGACGGACCAAUCCCAUGCAGGCCGGCC